AUGGGCUUCCUCGCCUUGCCCACUGAAAUUCUCCAUGAAAUCCUGGAUCGCUUCCCCAGCGCGUGGCUAGAUGAGCCACGACCACUGCAUCAGCGAAAAACUCGUGACCCUGAUACAGACCGGCUAUACUGGCUUCUGAGCCUUCGUCUCGUUGGUAAACGCCUCGACUAUAUAAUCAUCAACAGAUUUAUCAGAGCCAUCAGACGCCACGACGGAGAACCGCCGUCCACAGAGUGUAAUGUAGAAGGCCCACCAACGCGGUCCUCGGUGGCGCUGGGGAAGCGUCUGCUCAUUACAAUUGUGCAAGAAGUCCGUUUGAAGAAGCCUUUUAAUAAACAGUGCAAUAGGACAAGCAUCCAUCGUUUCCCACAUUCGACAUGUCGUUGGUGGCACUCAGUCACUACCACGAAAGGCAGUGGAAUUGCAAAUUUGAGACCUCAUCUAGGUAGCUAUAAACCAGACAGAUGA
Aspergillus puulaauensis is the source of this 468-nucleotide messenger RNA. RefSeq lists its product as uncharacterized. NCBI's taxonomy places the organism in Eukaryota, Fungi, Ascomycota, Eurotiomycetes, Eurotiales, Aspergillaceae. The record is from RefSeq and is a predicted model, not a curated record. The transcript is spliced from 2 exons. Bases 1 to 468 code for a protein of 155 amino acids.